AUGGUGCCAGGCGCUGUGGCCCAGUGGCGAGAGGAAGGCCGCAUUGCUGUCUGGCUCCACGUCCCCAUCCACCAGAGCAGCUUUGUGGCGGUGGCUGCUUCACAAGGCUUUGCUUUCCACCAUGCCGAGCAGGGCUCAUCUACCUUGACCCUCUGGCUAGGAGAAGGGCCCAGCAGGCUGCCAGGAUAUGCCACCCACCAGCUGGGAGUUGCAGGUGCUGUUCUAGAUGAAAGCACUGGAAAGGUGUUGGUUGUGCAAGACAGGAAUAGGACUAUAAAUGCAUGGAAAUUUCCAGGAGGUCUGGCUAAUCCAGGGGAAGACAUUGACACAGCAGUUCGAGAGGUUUUCGAAGAGACUGGCAUCAAGUCAGAGUUCAAGUCCAUCCUAAGCAUCAGACAGCAACACCAACACCCUGGAGCCUUUGGGAAGUCAGAUAUGUAUAUCAUCUGUCGCCUGCAGCCCUCCUCCUUCACCAUCAGCUUCUGCCAGCAGGAGUGCCUGAAGUGUGAGUGGAUGGACCUGAAUGAGCUUGCUAGGACACAACACACCACUCCCAUCACCAGCAAUGUAGCCAGGCUCUUACUGUACGGCUACCGGGAGGGGUUUCAUAAAAUUGAUAUAACCAUGAGGGAGCUUCCUGCUGUCUACACAGGCCUGUUCUACAAACUGUACCACAGGGAGCUGCCCGAGUCCUACAGAAACAUCACAUGA
This is a messenger RNA of Indicator indicator, 711 nucleotides long. It is a transcript of the gene NUDT6, whose product is annotated as nudix hydrolase 6. The record is from RefSeq and is a predicted model, not a curated record. The transcript is spliced from 5 exons. NCBI's taxonomy places the organism in Eukaryota, Metazoa, Chordata, Aves, Piciformes, Indicatoridae. The coding region runs from base 1 to 711 and encodes 236 amino acids. Gene Ontology annotation, molecular function: NADH pyrophosphatase activity; NAD binding; ADP-ribose diphosphatase activity.